Aureococcus anophagefferens is the source of this 1746-nucleotide messenger RNA. RefSeq lists its product as hypothetical. Gene Ontology annotation, biological process: chlorophyll catabolic process. The transcript is spliced from 3 exons. Gene Ontology annotation, molecular function: pheophytinase activity. Gene Ontology annotation, cellular component: chloroplast. The record is from RefSeq and is a predicted model, not a curated record. NCBI's taxonomy places the organism in Eukaryota, Pelagophyceae, Pelagomonadales, Pelagomonadaceae. The coding region runs from base 1 to 1746 and encodes 581 amino acids.
AUGGACCCGCUCUACGACGACGCGUGCUACUCGGACAAGCUCGGCGGCAACAACAUCCACCGGUGCGGCCAGCGCAUCGGCUCGUGCGCCGCCAUCCUCGGCUACGCGGACGCGUCGCAGCCCUUCCUCGCCUGGUGGCGGAACUGGCUCGUCGAGAAGACGGACGCGGCGACGGGCGUGCUCUGCCCCGCGCACAUCCCGCGGAUCCAGUGCGUCGGCGGCGCGAUGCCGACGCGGGGCGUGGAACUCGGCUUCUCGAACGCGAGCCAGCCCUUCGCGCGCGAGGUCCUCGACCUGACGCUGGGCCUCCAGACGAGCCAGGGCGCCUGGUCCGACGGCGCGGCGGACCAGCUCGGCUCGCUCACGCUCGACGGCGUCGUCCAGAUGACGCGCGCCGCGGCCCAGCUCGGCGGCGCCUACCGCUGGGACGACGCGCGCGCGGCCUGCCGCAGGACCCUCGAGCUGUCGGCGAAGCGGCUCAACGACGCGCGCUUCGUCAUGGCCAACUUCGGCGCGACGUCGCACGACCUGCCGAACGUCGUCGCCGCCGCGGCCGAGUGCGCGCGCGCGUUCCCCGCGGACGUCAAGACGGACCGGCCCUGGACCUGCUGCGCGCGCUACGUUCCGCAGCCGCCCGCCAUGCCGCCAUCGCUGCUGCUGCUGCUGGCGACCGCCGCCGCCCUCACUGCGCCGACGUCCCGGCGCUGGACCUGGGCGCACAGCGGCGGCGGGCCCGUGGACAUCCACUACACGGCCUGCGGCCCCGCCGACGCGCGCUCCUGCGUCGUCUUCGCGCCGGGCUUCGGCGCCGGCAGCUUCCAGUUCGAGGAAGUCGCGUCGCUCGUCGCGGACCGCGGGCACGCGGUCUACUGCAUGGACUGGUUCGGGCAGGGCAAAUCGUGGCCCGACGAGGCGCGCGCCGGCGCGCGCUUCGGCAUCGAGAGCUGGGCGCGCCAAUUGACGGACUUCCUCGCGUCGGAAGAGCUCGCGCGCCACGGCGCCGUCUUCGUCGCCGGCAACUCCGUCGGCGGGCUGACGGCGGCCGUCGCGGCGGCGCGCGGCGAGGCCCGCGUCGACGGCCUCGUGCUGCUGAACCCGACGCCGUUCUGGUCCUUCUGGGGGCCCGGCGGGUCGCCGUUCUGGGACGGCGCGCUCCCCGCGCCGGGGCCGCUCCGCGCGUUCGCCGCGGCGUGGUUCGACGCGCUCCGGAGCCCCGCCGUCGUGCGCUCGCUGCUGUCCGAGGUCUACGCGACGAAGGACGCCUGCGACGAGGCGCUCGCGGCGCAGAUCUGCGACGCCGCGUCGCACCCCGUCGGGCCCGACGCCUUCGCGAGCAUCCUCUUCAGCGGGCGGUCGCGGCUCGAGUUCGCCGACGCGCUCGAGGCGCUCGCGGGGCAGCGGGACCUGCGCCUCGCGCUCAUCUACGGCAAGGAGGACCCCUGGAUCCAGCCCGUCUGGGGCCAGCGCGCCGCGCGGCGCCUCGCGCGCGCCGGCGCCGCCUUCGACUACGUUGAGUGCUCGCCGAGCGGCCACUGCCCGCACCACGAGACGCCGCGCGCCGUCGACGCCAGCGUCGACGCCGCCCUCGGCCACCUCCUCGGCGCCUGGACCGGGGAGGCUUCGCCGCCGCCGCUGCCGGCGGAGCCCGUCGUCGAGCGGGACGGGCGCCGCGUCUCCGUGGCCGCGUGCGACGGCGAGCCCCGGGGCCUCGUUGAGCGCGUCGCCGCGCUCGCGAGUAAUAUCUAG